AAAAGAAAUUUGAAGUAGGAGGUCAGUUUAAAAUGGAGUUGGAAUUCCGUACAUCAAAACCUGAAGGUAUCCUAGCAACAGUGAGUAAUCCAGGUGGGAGGGAAUGCUCUAACUUUACAGUUACAUCAGGGACAGGUGAAAUUGAAUGUUGUAAACAGUGGUGGUAAAGUCAUGGCUGCCACAUCCUUCAGUACUGCCUUCAGUCUAUGUGACAAUAAAUGGCAUAAGGUUGUAGCAACACUUGUUAGAAAUAAUGUCACAGUAGAAGUAGAUGAAAAGGCUUCAUUUACAAACUCGGGUAAUAAAAAUGUAGCAGAAACAGGCACAUCAGCCCCAUUGUAUCUGGGUGGAAAGCCAGAAUCGUCCAAUCAGGUGGCAGCGUUGACGUAUCAAGGAUUCGAGGGUUGUUUGAGAAAUGUUUUCGUACAGAACAAGCAGGUGGACUGGUUUAUGUUAUCAAAAUCAGUCGCCAUCCGUAAAACUUCAUGUCCAAUCUCUUAGAAACACAACUGUUGUUCAAAAUGAUUGAAAUAUGUUCACAUUAUUUCACUUGGCAACUAUU
Ruditapes philippinarum (Manila clam) is the source of this 562-nucleotide messenger RNA. Its product is annotated as laminin subunit alpha-1-like. The transcript has 3 exons. Lineage: Eukaryota; Metazoa; Mollusca; Bivalvia; Venerida; Veneridae. The record is from RefSeq and is a predicted model, not a curated record. The coding region runs from base 172 to 501 and encodes 109 amino acids.